Molecule: messenger RNA, 633 nt
Organism: Suillus subaureus
Lineage: Eukaryota; Fungi; Basidiomycota; Agaricomycetes; Boletales; Suillaceae
Exons: 3
Source: RefSeq, a predicted model, not a curated record
UUUAUCACAGACCUCCUCUUUGGUUCAACACACCUGCAAUUUUCAGAGGCACAGAAAAAAGCUGUGCUUAGUUGGGCACAUGAAAUGGGCGCUCAAAAUGUGCCUACCUUGUAUGCGCUUCGCAAAGCUCAAGAUCACAUUUGUAGCUGCAUUGGAAAUCCAACUUGCAAGGUUACAGCAUCUUCCGGUAACAUUUUUUAUAUAAACUCAAUCAGCUCUGCAAUUGCUAAGGACUAUUCCAAUCCUCUCACUUGCUUCUGCAUGCAUGACUAUCCUGAAGAUGGGAGAGGGAAUAUGUCGCAAAUGCACCAUGGAUUGAAGAUGCUCCAUGAGCUUCCCAAAGAACUACUUGUCCCAUCCAUUCGUGUCAAUAACAAUAUCUACUUCCGGAAUGAGCUGCUCCAGUUGACAACUGGAUUUUUUAUACCUACACAUUUCUUUCAAGGCAAAAUCUCCAGUCGCAAUGCUGAGCAACCAUCACUGCAGGUCCUUGCAUUGGGACAUCCAGUUGUAUGGACAGAGGCAGGUUUUGCAGUAGAUCCUGAGUGCAUCAUAUUGGAAGUUUCAUUGUUUCAGCAGACCUACAUAGACUUGCAGACUGAUGUGCAUUUGUGUGGCUUUACAUGUGAGUAA